This is a messenger RNA of Felis catus (domestic cat), 5082 nucleotides long. It is a transcript of the gene THA1, whose product is annotated as probable low-specificity L-threonine aldolase 2. The transcript has 3 exons. Bases 1479 to 2465 code for a protein of 328 amino acids. Gene Ontology annotation, biological process: glycine biosynthetic process; L-threonine catabolic process. The record is from RefSeq and is a predicted model, not a curated record. Gene Ontology annotation, cellular component: cytosol. Lineage: Eukaryota; Metazoa; Chordata; Mammalia; Carnivora; Felidae. Gene Ontology annotation, molecular function: L-allo-threonine aldolase activity.
CCCCUGAGACGCUCUUAGGACCUGGAGCUCCUCAAGGGCCUGCCCGCUGCGGCCCAAGGUGAGGGUGCCUCCGUGGGAGGGGUCGGAUCCUGACCCAACACCUCCCAUCUUGGAAGGCCGAGCCCCCAGCCUUGCACAGGCUGGGGAGGGGCCCUGAAAGGCAUUAAAGGCUUCCUGUCUGCCCACUCCGGGCCUCAGGGAUGGAGGGCUGUGCUGGGCGGAGGCGGGAUGGGGCGGUGCCUAUUAGGCACCAGGUACUCUGAGGUUCGCGGGACCAAACUAUGGUGGCGCUUGACUCGAGGCCUCCCUGGCACUUCUGACCAGGACCUUCCCCGGUUCCACCACCACUUCUCCCUCCUGAUUGCCACCCUGACAGAGGGCAACCAGCCCCGCCGGCCUGGCCCAGGGCAUGGCGGCCAUCCGGGAGCACAGCAAAGGGAGGAUCUGGUGGAGGGAACAUGACCUCUGUGUCUGGGGUCCUCCCUUGGAGUUGCACUUUCCACCUCAGUGGGCAUAGGGAGCGGUUGCAGGGAAAUAGUCAACACGUGUAGGCCCAACGGGAAAGGCAGAACUUCCAAAUUUUAGAAGAAAAUUAGGACGAUAUCAUCAUGACCUUGAGGAAAGGGAGCUCUUAAGCAAGACACUAAUUAUUAAGGGGGGGGGGGGCGGGGUGCGCAAUGAAUUCAAGGACAUAAAAGGAGGAACUUGGAAUCCAUCAAGUAUUCCAUAGAAGUGCAGAGACAGGCCACGGAAAAGGGAACUAUUUUUUGGCACGACGUGCAACCAAGAAGAGUUGGUACACGGCAUGUGUGAGUGAGUGCCAAACCCAAACCGGUGAGAAAAGACUGAGGCUCUGCACCGAGGAGGAAUCCAAACCGGCUAACACGUGGAGAAGAGGCGUUCAACUCCAUUAUGCAGGCCAGAGAGUAGGCAGAACCGAGAGACAAACUGUGGUCCAGGCACACGGUGGAAAAACUACAGCCAUGGCAAAGAAUGAACCGCGGCUCCAACACGGAUGAACGUUGCGGGCAUGAUGUUGACCAAAAGCAGCCAGGCUACCAGCGUGCACAGUGACUCGACUCGUGGCGAGUUCAGAAACUAGCGGCAGUCAGCUGUUACUAAGGGACCCAUCCAUGGUGGCAAAACCAUGAAGAGUGGCAGAAGUACACGUGUACGUGAGCCCCCACUGUGCCAGGUCCUGGGCAUCGGCCGUGCAGACCCCACCCAGCCGGCCCCUGAUUGAGUUCCAGUGAAGGUGUGAGCUUCCCCUCGGCCUGGACAGGGAGGGGCCUCCUGGCUGCCAGCAUGUCAAGCCCACUGUGGGUUGUUGCCACAGAGCCUGCCCGCUGGGCAGUGGGGGUGCAGCCCCUGCCCCCCUCACUGCCUCCAUUCUCUCUUGGUCUCCCAAGCAUGUGCUGAGAGGGCUCUGAAGGUGACUCCUCUGUUAUGCUCUGACAUCUCCCUCUGCAGUGGGGAAGAUGCAGCGGCUCAGAGGGGUCCUCCGGUCCCCUUCCCUCUCCACACCAGCACGUGUGGCCUUGACGGGGGGUGGGGGGUGCCCAGCCCUCUCUCCUUUGCCGCCACCCCCACCCAGUCUGGGAAGAUUAUGGUGCAAACAGCUCUCCCUUGACUCCCAGGCUGCCGGGCCUGGACGCAGGCCAGCGCCCUAUGGAUCCUGCGGGCUCAGGGCCAAGAGGCUGGGAUGGGAAGGACGUUUCCCCCAACCUGUUUACCGGGACCCAAGGCCGCUAUCUCCAGUUCCAAUCUGCUGCCUCCCUUUAUCUCCGUGGGGCCAGCCCCUGGUUCCCAGCAGCGGCCUCCCGCCACUCACUUCCUGCCAGUGGCCCAGCGUUACAGGAAUACGCAUGCUGAACUCGGCUAGUGCGUGUGUGUGUGUGUGUGUGUGUGUGCGCUGCGCCCACACCCCAGAGCCUGCACCUGGAGGGGUGCCAGCGAGCCCGGGGUGCCACAAAAGCAGCCCCUCCCCCCCGCAAGCCUGCCCAGUGUCCUCCCAAUGCACAGGGGAGUGGCAAAUAGGCAUCUCCAGAAGGCCAGGGAAGGGGCUGUCUUGGGGGCCUCCCUGGAGAGUCCUCCGUGGACAGACCAAGGCAGGACGAAUGUCUGUUCCUCAGCCAUUCCUGGCCUCCUCUUGCACGGGGACCCAGGGCCCUCCAUGGUCAGAGCUCCUGACACGGCUCCUGGACUCCACGCUUCCCCAGGGAAGGGGUGUUGGGGGGAGUCAAUCUGUGUGUCCCCUUUUGUCUCUCAUUCAGCUGGGAUUACUGUGGGCCAGGGCCAGCUUGGGCAUCCAGGACACUCCAGAGGCCGAGGGCAUCUCGGCCCUUUCCCAUAACUUGCGGGCGAUGGGAAGGGACGAUACUGACACCCCGGAAGGCAGGCCAUCUCCCUGCCCUGCUGGCGCUGGGGCCAGAGGGGCUUCCUGGAAGAAGGGACCUCUCAGCUGAGACCCGAAGACUCAGAAGGCGAUAACCAAGGACACGUGCCGAUGGUUUCCGGGUAGAAAGGACACAGGUGCAAAACCUGGGGGUGAGAGCGAGGCCGGUGCACAGCGCAUUCGGGGAACAGAGGUGUUGCCAUCUGGCUGCCCUGCGGUGAGAGGGAGGGGCUAGGCCCAGAGCCAGGGCUGCGGGGCGGGGCAGACCCGGAGGUGGCCUAGCCUAGGGCUGUGGCCUUGGGGGAGGAGGCAGCUGAUGUGUGGGGUGAGGCAGGUCUGUGUGUGCAGGAGACUAUCCCACGACCUUAGGCCUUGGACCUCCAGGGAUGGCAGCUGGUUAGGGGGCUGGGCUCUCCUCUGAGGGGAAAGACUUAAGGGGGUCUGCUCAGUGACCUGGGGUAGAGGGGAGGGGGUGCUCACGGGCCUUCUGCUUUCUCCUUCCAGCCUGGGGGCUGUGAAGUGUUCCCAGCUUACCAACAGGAUGACUCCGAUAUCAGCCGCAGCCAGGGACACACGCAGGCACACGCGCACGGACACGCGUGUAUACACACGUGCACAGGCACCCCGCACAUUUGUACACGCACAUACACACACCUACACAGACACAUUCACACGUGCGUGUACACACACGUGUGCACCUGCAAACACAUACUCACACGCGUGCGCACGGACACGCUGAUACCUGUAUACGUGUGUGCACACAGAUACACACAGACACACAUGGGCGUAGACAGGCCCCCUAAGACCCAGCCUUGAUCAGAGGGCCUCCCCCCAUGACAGGGUCCCAGAAACCAGGGCCUCUUUGCUCCAGGCCCCCACCCCUCCGGCCCCCUCCACCACCAAGGUGUGGCGGGACUGGAGGGACUGGCCCCGGGACGGGGGCGGAGGGGAGGCUUGGACUGGGUGAUGAGCCCUGUUAGGCCCCAGCUUCCCCCAGGAAGAGGCCGCCCGUCUGGGGACCCAGCUCUUUGCCCCUUACUCUCUGCUCUCCUGAGAGCCACCAUUGAGGCCCCAACCCCUCCCUUCCUGCCCACAGAGGCCUCUGCUCCCCACCCCACUUCCCAGCAGAAGGGCUGGAGCCAGACUCCGAGAUAAGGGGCUUGUUUUCCAAGGGCCCGGAACUCAGUGCAGAUUGUGGGUCAAGGCCAGAGGGGCAGUGGGGUGGGGGAGGGCACGAUGAGCCUUUCCUUUAGACGGGGGUCCUUGCGGCCACUGAUCCCACGGGGACUUGAGAUUUCUGCCCCUUCAGGAUGCCUGCGCUAGGCUUGGGGGGGAGGGGGGGAGCCCCGGGGAAGUUGCCCCGACCUUGACCUUGGAUAUAGCUGCCUCUCCACCCCUGCUCUAUUCUCCCCCCAGGCUGGCCUUCCUUUAAGACCUACCCCAAGCCUCUGCCUCCAGUUCUCCCUUUCUCUGGUUAGCGACCUGCUCUGUCUUCAAAAGUCAGCCCAGUCACUGCUUCCUCCGGGAAGCCCACCCUGAUGCCUCAGCCAAGCCUGCUGCAGCACCCCCCCCCCCACCGUGGUGCUGACAUCCCCCCUCUUCCCAGUGCUCCUCUCUUGGGCAGCAUCCUGUCCCCACCCUGAGGACCCGAGCUCCGAAGGCAGCCUGGCCCUACUCUCCCUCACCCCCAGACCCAAUUUGGAGCAGGCACAUGGCAGACCUCCGAUGAAGGCGUCGGUGUUCUCUUUGAUCAGGGGUGCCCUGACCAGAGCCGUGGGUGCCUCUUCUGGUGAACUUGGGCCCUUCGGGACCAACUUCCUCCCAUGGGGGACACACAUCUGUGGCCGUACUCCAGGAAGGGGAGCAGCCGAGUGGGGCUGGGCACUCAGAGGGAGGCCCGUCCUUCCGUGUGAGGAAGGGUCACGCUGCAGAAGGUCCAGUCUGGGCUGAGUCACCGUGCGCCCCACAGCAGCACCACCAAGCCCCAGGGCCCUGGGCUGUGGCCAGUAACAAUGAUAAUAGCAGCAGCAAGAAGUAAGCACUCACACGUAGCACUUACCCACAGCCAGGCACCAGGGUCAGCACUGAACACAUUUGGUCAGGGACUCCUCAAAGCAGCCCAUUCUGCAGUGGAGGAGACUGAGGCACGGGGAGGCUGAAAGGCUUGUCCAAAGCCGCACAGCUGGCAAGUGAGGACUGAGUCAGUCGGUCCCCGUCACUAUUACCCUGCACUGUACCUCAGUUGGAGAUAGCCCACCCCUCCAGGGCAGGGGGUAUGGAGGAGGGGGCUCCCUGCACACCCCUCUAAUUCUGCCUCCCGUUAUACCCCAUGAAGUGGGGCGCUCAGACCGCUUGUGCCAUCCUCUAUCCCUCUGCCUGGCAUUUAGGCCAUGCCUGACACGCAGGAGGUCCUCAAAAAAAUCCAUAUCGAAAAAAGCAGAUGGCGGGAUGCUGUUUUUUAGGGGCGACGGAAAGUAGUGGUUCAGAACGGGACCCUGGGGACUCCGGGGACAGCCGGCCGGGCCACCUCCGCCACAUGUGACUGUAGGCAUUAGCUGGUGCACGGCUCAGUUUCCCCGUCUGUGACUCCCUCCCCGCCAGGCCCAUCUCGCGCCGUGUCCACCCCGCGAAGCCCGAACUACAACUCCCAGCGUGCCUCGGCACCCUCCUGCCCGAGCCUGCGCAGU